Anoplophora glabripennis (Asian longhorned beetle) is the source of this 1568-nucleotide messenger RNA. RefSeq names its product 27 kDa hemolymph protein. The record is from RefSeq and is a predicted model, not a curated record. The transcript is spliced from 5 exons. NCBI's taxonomy places the organism in Eukaryota, Metazoa, Arthropoda, Insecta, Coleoptera, Cerambycidae. The coding region runs from base 327 to 1235 and encodes 302 amino acids.
AGGCAAAUGGGACAGAAAGCACAAAACAUAUAACAGAAAGUCAGUUUCAAAGCGCACACUGUUGUUUAUGUCUGACUUGCCUCUUUUUUUGACGAGUUGACGAGAGACGAUAUCUUUACUGGCUAUUGGCUACGCUAAGUUUUAGCAACAGACCAGAACAGACUGUGACUGUGGCUGUACUCUUAUUAGCUGUACUCGUGUUGUAAAAGUAAAGAGUAAAGUUCACUGCGCCAGGUGUUGGUGUUAGGUGUAAUGUUAGAGAGUGUAGACAUCCAUAAUAAAUAAAAUCCUAACCUCUCAGUGUGCCAGUAGAAAAUAUAUAAAAAAUGAAAGUUUUCUACCAAAUUAUUUUCGUCGUUGCGUAUUUUGGAUACAUUACUAGUCAAAGUGUAAACGAUAUCGACGUAGACGAUGUGAAAAAGAAGUUGGAAGACAGUAUACCAGGAAUUAACGACCUGGACACAAGUAAAUUUAAUAUGUCCAAAUUGCCUAGUGAAGAAGACGUUGAAAAAGUACUUAGAGAAAAAUGCAAGAAGAAUGGCGCUGAGGGUGCUGUGGAUGCAUUGAAGGAUCAACAAGAAACGGUUAAGGCCUGUUUAGAAAGCCAUAUAAACCACACGGUGAUUGAAGAAGAACUGAAUGAAGCCAAAAAAACUGGCUCUAUGGAUGAAGUUUUCGGAAAAUACUGCAAUAAGUGGCCCUCGAUCUACGCUUGUCUGGAUAACGUUACUCUGACUGCACGGUCAUGCAUGGACGACAAAGAAGAGGUCGCCUUCAAUAAAAGUUUGCAGAUCGUCUCCGAAUUACAAGAAUUCAUGUGCUUCAAGGAUGGAGAUCGUCUAGCCAUGUUUGUGGCAGAGGGUGGCAUGGAAUGCGUAAACGAGCAGAAGGAUGGCAUACAGAAAUGUAUCAAUGAGACAGUAGGCGAGAAAAUUCCCGACCCUGAGGAUUUUUCAGUUGCCUCCCUGCCAACAUUCUUGUUUUCGCGCAGAGAUUGCGAAGAUUUUGAUAACAUCCGGGCAUGCGUCAACAAGGAACUAGAAAAGUGUAAGAACACCACGCCGGCCAACAUAGUCGACGCGUUCUUCAAGUUUCUGAAGAAGCACAUGCCUUGCGGUACUACGGAAGUAAGAGGCGCAUCACCCGUCCAAUCUGAGCCGUCUUGGGCGGCGAAGUCGUUCUCUGCUAGCAGUCUGUUCACGGUUGUAGUCCUGUUGAGUUUAAAAAUGUUUUAGUUGCGGUGAACAGCGACGUAUCUUCUAACGAUUCGAUGCUCUCAAGGUUUGGUUAAAAAGUAUUCUACCGGCGUUAAUUUAUAAUCUAGUUUAUGGUUCGUUCGAGAAGUUGUUUGCAAGUCCAGAGUUUAUUCGUUAUUUUUAUCUUACACCACUUAGAAUAUAGAUGUUUUUUAUAAUAAUUGUGUUAAAAAAAAAGUUGUUCAGGGUUUUAUAUUAUUUCUGUUUAUUUUAAUGUAUUUGCAGUUUUACUGUCAUACAUAUGUACAUAUUGUGAUAUUUUCAUAAAAACUUUGUAAUGGUAUGGAACUGAAUAUAUAUUUUUAUCAGUAA